CUGAUAGGGGGCACUGACUGACACUGAUAGGCAGCACUGACUGGCAUUGAUGCACACUGAUAGGCAACACUGACUGGCACUGAUAGGUGGCACUGACUGGCACUGAUGGGUGACAUUGAAAGGCAGCUCAGAUGGGCACUGAUAUGUUGCAUUGAUGCGCACUGGUAUGCACUGAUAUGUGGCAUUGAUGUGGCACUGGCACGUGGCACUGAUGAGCACUGACAGGUGGCACUUCUGGGGCCACACUGAUCAUCAGGGCACACUGAUCAUCACUGUCAGCGUGACAGGUCGAAAGGAGAGAAUUGCCGAUAACCGGCAU
This is a messenger RNA of Staurois parvus, 319 nucleotides long. The record is from the annotation of a GenBank genome assembly. Lineage: Eukaryota; Metazoa; Chordata; Amphibia; Anura; Ranidae.